Messenger RNA from Anopheles coustani, 1224 nucleotides. Its product is annotated as hairy/enhancer-of-split related with YRPW motif protein-like. Bases 1 to 1224 code for a protein of 407 amino acids. Gene Ontology annotation, cellular component: nucleus. Gene Ontology annotation, biological process: regulation of transcription by RNA polymerase II; anterior/posterior pattern specification; regulation of neurogenesis. Lineage: Eukaryota; Metazoa; Arthropoda; Insecta; Diptera; Culicidae. The transcript is spliced from 3 exons. Gene Ontology annotation, molecular function: protein dimerization activity; DNA-binding transcription factor activity, RNA polymerase II-specific; RNA polymerase II cis-regulatory region sequence-specific DNA binding. The record is from RefSeq and is a predicted model, not a curated record.
AUGGAACAUCACCUACCUCAUCACCAUGCCGCCCAUCAUCACCACAGUACGCCGCUGCACUGGGGUUACUCCACGACCGCGGCAACAACGCCAAGUGCAACUUCCACGCCGACGCACGCCGGUCACAAUACGUGGACGCCGCCGUCCUCCAAGGGCCACAAGCGGACGCUGUCCGAGAGUGACUGCGAGGAUCUCUACUCAGAGGAAUCGUCCAAGGAGCAUACAUCACCGGGCGAAUCUGACAGCUGUCAACUGUUGAGUCGCAAAAGGCGCCGCGGCGUGAUCGAGAAGAAACGCCGGGACCGGAUCAACUCCUCGCUGACCGAGCUGAAGCGGCUGGUGCCGAGCGCGUACGAGAAGCAGGGCUCGGCCAAGCUGGAGAAGGCCGAAAUCCUGCAACUGACGGUUGACCAUCUGAAGGCGCUACACGCACGAGGACUCGAUGAUGCCAGCUACGAUCCGCAACGGUUCGCGAUGGACUAUCACAUCAUUGGCUUCCGGGAGUGUGUCGCCGAAGUGGCCCGUUACCUGGUCACGAUCGAAGGGAUGGACGUGCAGGAUCCCCUUCGAUUGCGGCUAAUGUCUCACCUGCAGUGCUUCGCAACCCAGCGCGAACUGUCCUCGAAAGCGAAUGCCGCCUCCGCUACCAGCCCGGCAUGGUCCCACGGGAGUACCACGGCAUAUCCGGUGGCGGCCGCCGCCGUUGCCUACCCUUCAACACACCAUGGCACGAGCGGAUACUACCAUCCUCACCAGAACUACGGACCACACCAGAGUGCGACCGCUCCGUACAUUCCUCAGGUGGCCACCAUACCACCGCCCCACGAACACCUCCACCACCAGCAACAGCAGCAGCAACAGCAGCAACAACAGCAACAGCUGACCGGUGGGCAUCAAUCGACCGCUUCUUCGGCAGCGACCGCGGCCAUUUACGCGUCCAGUGCGCCGCUGCAUGAGCUAUACAGCAGCCAGCACGAUUCGGCCGCUAAUGGGCAACAACAGCAGCAGCAGCAGCAACAACAGCAACAAGCUGACCAACAGCAACAAGCCGGUGCCGGGUCGGCCAACAACGGCGCCCCUACCUACACGGAGCUGUCCAACCACAACCCCAACCGUGGGCUAUCGGCGUACGGUAACCCGCAGUACCCCGUGAGCACAUCAACUCACGGCUACAAUACGGCCGCCAAGCCUUAUCGUCCUUGGGGCGCCGAAAUGGCCUGUUAG